GCUCCCCAUGUGUGCUGUUGCAUAUAUCCUUUGUGGGUUUGACCCGCCACCUACUGGACAUUUAAGGUACUACUCGUGAUAUGCUUAGUUUCACUUUCGAUUUCUGUCGGUGAAGAUUGUUUAAAACAAUAGGCACGCAAUGUACUUUGAGUGGUUGAUUUCUUCGUUUGAGCCUUGGAUAUAUAUGUCCUUUUACAGCUAAAAUAACCAGUAAAGUCACCAAGGUCACAAGACUGCUUUCUGGAGUUUUCUUUGUUCGCUAUCUGUUAACCCUUUGCUUAAGUAACGCAUUGGUGAGAACAGAAUAGUAAAAGGACAUUGACACAACGGGUGAAGACAACAGAAUCACACUGCCAUUGUUACAUUGCAUCGUACAGCUCAUCAGAAGCUAGUGAAGUAUGGAGUCAAACAGUGAAGGGAAGGAUGCGUCCCAAGCCUUUGAAAUUAGAUCACAAGUUCCUAGCUCAAAGUCAUCUCGAAGAUCAAGUAGGUCAUCGGCCAGUGUGGCAGCGACUCGGGCGAGAGCUAAAGCAGAAGCAGCGAGAGCUAAAGCAUCUUAUGCGGAGAAAGAGGCAGCUAUGAUGAAGAAAAAAGCAGAGGUGGAAGCAGAUCUAUUUGUGCUACAAUCUCAAAAAGAAGCAACUGCAGCAUCUGCUGAAGCAGCAAUUUAUGAGGCAGCAGCCGACAUUGAGGAGGGAAAUAUAGACGAAUUGGUUAGUGAGACACACUCAGUGCGAACCCAGCGUACCAAGGAGUAUGUUCAGAAGCAUGCAAUUGAACAACAUCAGCAGCAGUUUGUUGAUAUUCCGAUUUCACAGUUGUCCUUUAGAAGUGCUGAACCCCUUCAGCAUGAAGCUACGGGAACUUCUCGUCGUGAAUAUCCAUCAUAUGGGAUGGAGGAGUUAAAAAUUAAACAGGAGACAAAGGAUAACCAGAAAGAUGAAGUUCAUGGAUGUCGCUCUGCUUUCCAAGAAUCUCCUACUCCCAACUUUAGAGCUCCCAUGGUUAGUUUGCCAUACACGUCUGAUUUAGCUAACUACAUGGUGAGAAAAGAGAUGGUAAGUUCUGGUCUCAUGAAGUUCGAUGAUUGUCCUGAGAACUACUGGGCAUGGAAAUCCUCUUUUCAAGAUGUGACAAAGGACCUUGGAUUAACAGCCAGAGAAGAGCUUGAUCUUCUCACUAAAUGGCUCGGCCCAGAGUCAUCCAGGCAAGCCAAACGCAUUAGAUCUGUUCAUGCACACUAUCCAAUAGCAGGUGUUCAUAUGCUUUGGCAGCGUUUGGGAGAGUGUUACGGGAGCCCAGAAGUAAUUGAGAAUGCACUGUUGAGAAAACUGGAAGAGUUUCCAAGGAUUUCUAACAAAGAUGGACAGAGACUCAGGGAGCUAGGAGAUAUGCUUUUGGAAUUGGAAUCGGCAAAGACAGGUGGACAUUUACCUGGGCUGGCAAUUCUUGACACAGCGAGGGGAGUCAAUCCCAUCAUUGAAAAACUUCCCUUUAACCUGCAAGAAAGAUGGAUCACUCAUGGAGCCAAGUAUAAAGAGGAUCAUCGUGUCUCUUUCCCACCAUUUGGCUUCUUUGUGCAAUUUGUUUGUGACCAAGCAAGAAUAAGAAAUGAUCCCAGUUUUUCUUUGUCUAUGUAUAGUCAUCUUAAACAGGAGAAAUUUUCACGGCUCAGCAACAAACUACCUGUGUCAGUGAGGAACACUGAGGUGCUAGCCACUGUUUUAAAUUCCAAAGCCAAGCAACUCCCUGAACAGAAGGUUCUGGAUCCUAGUAAGCAAUGUCCAAUUCAUAACAAGUCGCAUCCAUUGUCGAAAUGUCGUGGAUUUAGAGUAAAGCCCCUGGAUGAAAGAAAAACAUACCUCAAAGAUCUAUCUAUCUGCUUCAGGUGUUGUGGUUCCAGUAAACACAUAGCGAAAGAGUGUAAGGCAGCUGUUAAAUGUUGAGAGUGUAACAGUGAGCGCCAUGUCUCUGCAAUGCACCCAGGGCCUGUUCCAUGGGAGGAGGGAACUCCAGUAACAGAGCAAGAGCAAGGCGGGGAGUCCGAAGGGGACAUAUCAUCCGAAGUUACCUCCAAAUGCACAGAAAUUUUUGGUAAAGCUCCUAGUCCUAAAUCGUGCUCGAAAAUCUGUUUGGUUGACGUUUUUCCAUCUGGUUGUCCUGAACAAGCUGAGAGAAUAUAUGUAGUUCUGGAUGAUCAAAGUAACCGGUCCUUAGCAAAGUCUGCCUUUUUCAAGCUGUUUGGUAGUGGUCCUCUCCACCAGUCGCCUCCACCACGCCUCCCGCCAAUCCGCCGGGCUGUCCCCCAAAUCUACAGUAUGUUCCUCGGACCCAACGGACUCCCUUAAUCCACUCCACCCAUACUUCACUUGGUACUGGCCACCCAGGGGCCAAAGCAACUCUCGUUGCUAGGAGACCGCUUCUGGUGGCCAAACAUGGCCCGGGACGUCAGAAGGUUUGUGCGAGGCUGCCCGGACUGUGCCAUAUCCAAGAGUUCCCGUCAUCUACCAGCAGGCAAACUUCACCCUCUACCCAUACCUCAACGUCCGUGGUCACACCUAGGAGUAGAUUUCAUUACCGACCUACCUGUAUCCGAUGGUAAUACCUGCAUACUAGUAAUCAUAGACCGUUUUUCCAAGUCAUGCCGACUCAUUCCCCUCAAGGGUCUCCCAACUGCUCUCCAAACCGCAGAACUCCUCUUCAAUCACGUCUUUCGAUACUUUGGCAUCCCUGAAGAUAUAGUAUCCGAUAGAGGACCCCAAUUCAUUUCCCGAGUCUGGAAGGCUUUCUUCUCCCUCCUAGGUGUGACCGUCAGUUUAUCGUCAGGUUAUCAUCCACAGUCCAAUGGGCAGACUGAGCGCAAAAUCCAGGAGAUAGGACGAUUCCUGAGAACCUUCUGCCAUGGCCGCCAGAACUCCUGGAACCAGUUCAUAGGCUGGGCCGAGUAAGCGCAAAAUUCCCUGCGACAGCAAUCCACUGGACUUACCCCAUUCC
Molecule: messenger RNA, 2994 nt
Organism: Onychostoma macrolepis
Lineage: Eukaryota; Metazoa; Chordata; Actinopteri; Cypriniformes; Cyprinidae
Exons: 2
Coding region: 399-1946 (515 amino acids)
Source: RefSeq, a predicted model, not a curated record